Homalodisca vitripennis (glassy-winged sharpshooter) is the source of this 3849-nucleotide messenger RNA. RefSeq names its product calcineurin subunit B type 2. The coding region runs from base 100 to 612 and encodes 170 amino acids. The record is from RefSeq and is a predicted model, not a curated record. Gene Ontology annotation, molecular function: calcium-dependent protein serine/threonine phosphatase regulator activity; calcium ion binding. Lineage: Eukaryota; Metazoa; Arthropoda; Insecta; Hemiptera; Cicadellidae. The transcript has 6 exons.
UAUCAGCUGAGCUGUCGUGAGUCUAAUUUUAAUACAGUACAGAAUAGUACAUACAUUACAUAGUUUUUUAUUAUUGUUGGAUAGCAAUUAGAAGAGAAAAUGGGAAAUGAAAGUUCAUUGCCGAUGGAGCUUUGCUCUAACUUUGAUGCUGAUGAAAUCAGAAGAUUAGGGAAGAGGUUUCGAAAAUUAGACUUGGAUAAUUCUGGAGCCUUGAGUAUAGAUGAGUUUAUGUCGUUACCUGAACUGCAGCAAAACCCACUUGUACAACGUGUUAUAGACAUCUUCGACGAGGAUGGUAACGGAGAAGUAGACUUUAAAGAAUUUAUCCAGGGUGUGUCACAGUUCAGUGUAAAAGGUGACAAGGAGUCCAAACUGAGGUUUGCCUUCCGGAUUUAUGACAUGGACAAUGAUGGCUUCAUUUCAAAUGGCGAAUUGUUCCAGGUGCUAAAAAUGAUGGUAGGCAAUAAUUUAAAGGACACACAGCUACAACAAAUUGUAGAUAAGACCAUCCUGUUUGCUGACAAGGAUGAAGACGGCAAAAUCAACUUUGAAGAGUUCUGUUCUGUGGUCGGAAACACAGAUAUUCACAAGAAGAUGGUCGUGGACGUGUAAACCUCCAGCUACCUGAUUCAGUAUUCACCUUAACGAGUGAUGUGUCGGUUCCUGAAGUCGGUUCUAUGUCCCACUGUUUCGUUGGUAUAAGAAUCCAGACAAAAUAUUGGUCCAAAUUCCAAAACUACUAAGUUAUUAUAUUCCUUUAAUUUCUUAUAAACAUAAAUUUAAGGUUUUUUAAAAAUGUAUGUAUUAUUUGGUUAUCAAGAUUCUUUUGUUCAAAUUGAUUUGUCAAUGAGUCAAAUAGUAAAUAAUUUAUAAAAUGUAUCAUAAUUAUUAAACAUUAAAAAAUCAGGGACUCUGUUUAGACAAGUUAAUAGAACCAAAGCACAAUAUUUGUUGAAAAUAAUAAUAUAAAUAUUUGUUCAUUCAGAAAUGAAUUAAAUAAUUUGUAUCCUGUUACAAUUUAAUUGAUAGUACAGUGAUUAUGAAAUCAAUGUAUUAUAUAAACAAAUAACAUGGUCUCUUACAACCUCCCUGAUGGAUAUGCCGUAGUCAUAGAUAAAGAAUUGAUUGAUUCAUCCAUAUCUGAAUUUCAAGAUGAUAUAAUUUAAUUGUUCUCAAUAUCUUGAAAUUUAAAAGUAGACUAAAAGUGUUUUUAUGCAUAUUUAAUUUUAUUAUGUAUGAAUAAUUAAACAUAUCAAGUUGUUUUCCUGUAAUAGAAAUGUAUAAUAUGGCUGUAUGGUAUACUUAUUAGAAUAUUUUUAUCUGUUUAUCAUGUAACAAUUUUGUAACAGCUGUCUAAGCCAAGAACCAUUUACGAAAAAGAUUUGAAUCGACUAAAUGCAACCAACACAUCACUUAUCAUUACCUGCAAUAUAUCAGCUCGUUUAGUUAAGUUUGUCUUUUAAGUGAUCCUCAUGAUAAGUUAAUGUUAGAAAACUCUAUUUAGAAAUAUUUUUAAAACGUAAAUGAUGAUGAAUGUAUUAGUUGAUUUCAUAAAACAUUUUGUUGUAUACAGAAUUUAUUUGUAGCUAGGUAGUGUGGUCUGAAAUUUUUGUCUGAAUUCUAAAGUUGUACGAACAAUCGUUGAUGUAAUUUUAUUCUUAUUUAAAAUUUCUAUUUAAAAAAUUUCUUCAAAUAAUAUACAGCUAAUAAUAUAUUUUCUUCUCUCAACAUUUUUUGCAAGGGGUAUUAAAAACAAAUUCCAUAAUCAUACUUUGAAUUACUUUUAAAACUCCUUUUAAUUUAAUUUUAUCACACUCUUUAAAAUGUAUUCAAAUUAUUUAUAAACUCCAAUUUCUAACAAAAUAUAUAACACAAUUUUUGCUUCCAAUCACAAGAUCUUGGGUUUUGAACUUUUUAACAAAACCGUGUUUAGCAUAUAUUAAAAAAGAUUCAUAAAUUGUGUAUUAAUAACUGUGUUCAAAGUCAGAUCUUUUGCAUGUUAAAUAAUGUAAGACCAAAGCGAAGUAAAUUGUCCAUAUCAGUACCUAGUUACAAAGUGUUCUGAAUGAAGUUACAAGAUGAACGUGCCUCAAGAGAUAAACCCUGUUCUGUGUUACCACUUUCUUCUUAUUCGACAUAGAACCAGUCGGGAGGAGGCUUCCAUUGUUUAUUACUUACGUUGGUUUAUAACAUACACAGAUUUUAUUUAAUGUUUAUAUUUGAGUAAAAGAUUUUUAUUUUGUUAAGGCUUUUUAAGUGUUACCAUAUGAAAAAGACAAUGGACUUUUUUACCUUAAGUCAAUCAAGUAGCAGAUUUUUCAACGUAAAUGUUGACUUUAAUUACUUCAGUAAGAUAUUUGUAAUUUUUAUCAUAGUUUGAAAUUAGCUUUUUUAAAUUUUAUCUAGACUCUUAGGCCACAUGUAUACUGCAGUCACAGUGCGUAGGUAUUUUCUAUUAUUGUCCUCAAUUUUUUAAAUAUUGCUUUUUAAUCUAUGUACAUUUAAUUACAUAUUGUAGUGGAUAAUUUUCUUGCCAGUAAAAGUGGUAAAUUGUUUUUAUAUAAAAAUGUCUUGUGUUUCAUUUAAUUUUCGAUACAAUUUUUUUUACUUGUUGAGAUGUAUUUGGCAGACACAGUGACGUUUUACUUUCUUGUUGAUUUGUUUAAAAAUGUUGAAGUUACUUUUUAAUGAUUUUGAAUGGAUUGUUUAUAUUGCUUAUUGUGUUAAAUGCAAGAAGUGAUCUACCUGUCAACUCCAAUCCAGUAAUUUAACAUUCUUCAGGAUUUGAUCUACAUACAACUAACAAACUCAUCAGAAUGAAUUAGUUCAAUAAUACUGUUACUCUAUGUAAACUAGUUUUCCCCCUUCUUGGCUGUUCACGCUUCAGUAACGUAGUAAAGCUUGUUCAAGUGAGUUUGGAGUGUUGUUGUCGACCGACAUUGCCUCGUCAACUCUCAUCACACCAUUACUGUACUUUACUUCAUUCUCACUGGUGUCAUAGGUUGUUACACUGUUGUUGUUUAGUUUUAAACUCCCGUGAGUACUUUAAAUGUUGUUGCAAUUGUUACGAUGCAUGUUUUAUGUGUAUAUUAUUUAUGUCUCAAUUGUUGCUUAUAAAAAUGAGAAUCACUUAGAUAAAUAAUUAAUAGGAAUUAGAUUAACACACUGAUGGGAAAAGAUAAUAUCUUGUGUAAAUAACCAAAACCUAGAAGUAUGUUUAGUUGAGCACAUGGCUAUAGAUAUUUUUUACUUGUUAGAUCAACUUUUAUAAUUUAUACAUCAUUGAGUCAUUUAUAGAUGUUCUGUAAAAUAUUUGUAUGUUUACAAUUAAUUUUAACUUCAUAAUCAAAAUAUAGAAAACGAAAUAGGUACUUUAUAUAUUAUGUUUUUUUGCAGUUUUAAAGUAUAUGUAUUUAAUGUUUGACAUUUUAAAUUUAGUUUACUGUAAUUCUUAUUGGAAUAUAUAAAAAAAACUGUCAAUAAUUUAUUUUGUUACAUUUAGACUUAAUGCUGUAAAUCCAAUUAAAUGUAUUUUUUCUCGCUCUACAUAUUAUACAUAUAUAUAUAUUCCCAAACAUAUACAUACUUACAAGAUCUAUAAGAGUAGAACCUAGAUUCUAAACUAGUAGAAAUAUCUUGUCUAGCUUUAUUAAUUCUGUAGACAUUUUAUACAAAUAAAUUUUAUCACACUAUAUGUUAGCUAUUGUACAUAAGCAAAUAUGGUUGUGUGUUUGUAUUUAAGUGUUCUGCAUGAUCUAAUAUAUUGUACUGUUCAAGUUUUUUUUUAACUUGCACUUAUUUCUUUAACAUACUUUUCGCCAAAACAAAGUAAAUUGCGAAUUAAGAGAU